Molecule: messenger RNA, 3139 nt
Organism: Xenopus tropicalis (tropical clawed frog)
Lineage: Eukaryota; Metazoa; Chordata; Amphibia; Anura; Pipidae
Gene: ndrg2
Product: NDRG family member 2
Exons: 17
Coding region: 127-1269 (380 amino acids)
Cellular component (GO): cytoplasm
Source: RefSeq, a predicted model, not a curated record
CCUGGCGUCUCUUCCUCUGGGAGUGUCUCUGCCUUUGUCUGUGGGGGGGUUUCUCCCAGUUCUCACACAGCUGCACCGACACGACACGAGAGACAGUGAGAGAGUGGCCCGGCUCACAGUCUGGAGAUGUCUGAACUACAAGAAGUUCAAAUCACAGAGGAUAAUCCUCUCCUUCAAGACCCCCUGAAGGCAGCUGAACUUGCUGCAAAAUUACUGCAAGUGCAAGAGCAGAAGCACUCUAUUGAGACUCCCUAUGGGGUGGUGACAGUCACGAUUCAGGGUACCCCAAAACCCAAGAGGCCUGCGAUUGUAACAUUCCAUGAUGUGGGGAUGGACCAUAAGAUGUGCUUUGAUACACUCUUUAAGUAUGAGGAUAUGUGUGAGAUUGUGAAGAAUUUUGUCGUGUGCCAUAUUGAUGCUCCAGGACAGGAAGAAGGGUCUGCUGUCUAUCCUCCAGGGUAUCAAUACCCAUCCCUUGAUCAGCUGGCUGAGACCAUCCCUUGUGUGCUGCAGUACCUGAACUUUCCCAGUAUUAUCGGAAUUGGGGUUGGUGCUGGAGCUUAUAUCUUUGCCAAAUACACGCUUUCUCAUGCUAACACAGUGGAAGGUUUAGUCCUCAUUAAUAUCGACCCCAAUGCCAAAGGCUGGAUGGACUGGGCAGCGCAAAAGCUGACAGGGCUAACACAAUCCAUCUCUGAUAUGAUGCUUGGCCAUCUCUUCAGUGCAGAAGAACUAUCCGGAAAUUCUGAUGUUGUACGCCAGUACAAAGCAUCCAUUUUAAACUCCCCUCUUAUUAGCAAUUACCAGCUCUACUGGAACAGUUACAACAGCCGACGGGACCUGAACCUAGAACGUGGAGGUGGUGUCACUCUAAAGUGUCCUGUGAUGCUUGUUGUUGGUGACCAAGCUCCCCAUGAGGAUGCAGUAGUGGAAUGUAACUCAAAACUGGAUCCAACACAGACCUCAUUCUUGAAGAUGGCGGAUUCUGGUGGACAGCCUCAGAUAACACAGCCUGGAAAACUGACUGAAGCAUUCAAAUAUUUUGUGCAGGGCAUGGGAUACAUCCCCCACAUCCUGGAUAAGAAGCGCAGUAUGGGUGGCUUCCUCGUGCAUGACUCGUCUGUCGCGCUCUCGCACCGCCUCUCUCUCCAGCGAGGGGAAUCGCUCACGGUCUCGCACCCUGUCCCAGAGCAGCGAGUCGGGGGGAGGACCUCCAGCUCCCCUGGCAGAAGUGACCUGCUGAAGGGCCGUGAACCUGGCGACCUGUGAUCGCCCCCCCCUUCCCACACCCUGCCUGACCUCUGUCUGAGGGGAAAGAGCAUUUUAUCUGUCCCGUUGGGGGGCGGAGCUAAUAAUGCUAAUUAGUUACACUAAAAUAAACAAACCCAAAAGUCACAUGUGAGAUAACUAGAUGUCUUUUUCUGUCUUCUGUUUCUAUUCCAACUGCUUUCCGCCCCUUACUUUAGACCGGCUUACUCUUUUCCUUUACUUUAGAAUUGUCUCCAUUUUCAUGUUUUUUAAAUUGCUUAUCACCCAUCACCCCUUUCUUACCCUCCGUCAGACAGACUACUGGGCAGCUUGACAGCUCCUCACAUGUGACUUUGCCUUUUGCCACUAAAUUGUUCUCGGUACCCUGACUGGCUUCUUUGCACUCCCUGCCGUGUAUAUAAAGAAUGAUAGGUUGCAACAUGGGGAUAACAUGACAUCCUAAUUCUAUCUGAUAGUCACUUAUACUUUGUGAGCAAGAGAGUUAAUGAGGGAGUCAGAGUUGUGGGGAGGAGGGGAGAAAUUUUAUAGGUACAACCACUGGAAUAGUUCUUAUAGGGCAAAUGCUAUUAUAUGAGGUUACUGUAAGCUGGUAGCAGAAUGCAGUUGUCGGAUAGUUGAGAGGUACUAUUGAGCAACUAUGAGCAGAUUCCUGCUGUUGAGUUUAACACAUCCUUCAGCUUGCUUUGAUUGGCUCCAUAAUAUGCAGUCACAGUCCCUGGUGCCACCUGCCCAGGGUUACCAACAUAAGUCUUAGGGGGAGGGUUAAAAGAACAUUUUCCUGCUUUUUAAGUAAAGAUGUAGAUGAAGCACAGGCUAUAGGGUGUGUUGAGGAAAGGAGAAAGUCAAUAUGGUUUCUGUAUUGCCCUAAGUAACCUCCACCCUCUAGUAGGGCAGUCAACUUCCCUUCUCACAAAGAUAUAAAUGUAAUUGCAGGAGGGUUUGGGGAGCUGGUGGAGGUAACCGUGUCACAGUGCAAGUGAAACAUUAAGAAUACUGGCAAGACCAAAUGUUCUGUGAUUUGCCUCAAAGCUGCCUUUCCAGGCUAUUUACAGACAGAAAGAGGGUUCAUUGUGUGCUGCUUGGAAACUCAUGGCUUCCUAUUAAGCAUCUUCCCAAGUUCUAAGUAAGUUUGAUACUGGACAACUGGAUAUUUAUGUUUGUCAUUUUUCCUGCGAACACCAUUGGCUUCACUUGCCCCAUAUUUCUGCUGCUGUGCCAAUGCUCCAUAUACAGAUCUUUUUUUUUUUUUUUUUUUUUUUUUGCCAGUAACUGUCACUUUAUACAGUGGAUCCCUAUAAUUCCUCCUGUUCCCUCCAUAUAACAUCCACCUGUAAAGGCUGAACAUAUGUGUAAACCCUGUACUUAGAAUUCAUCCUAAUCUAUAUUGUGGCUUCCUGUAACCUCUAUUGCUUUAUGUAAUCAGUUUUCCGAAAUCCCAAUGCAAAUAUCUGCAUGUUGUGUUUGUAGAGCUCUUCCAUAAAAUUCAUCCCUAUUCCCCACUGACUCUUAACUGUUGACCCCCCCCCCCCCCCUGUUGCUUGACAUGCUGUCCCCCAUUCAUCCUGUUGCUUUAUAUAUAAGCUUUAUAACCUGAAUAACAGGCUUGGUUGGAAGGCACCAUAGGUCUAGCACAAUUACGUUUAUAACAGAUUCCCUUUCCCUAAGUAGAUGCAGCUUGAGUGCGGUUGUGAGACCGAUCCAGAAUAGUGCUCUGUUCAUAGAGAAUCUCUUCAGCAUCACCUGGGAUAUUUGGAGGGUGGCUGUAUAGGCUAAGGGCUCCCUGCGUAGGAUUCAUUUUGUUCUCUUCUGUUUUUCUUUGAUAGUUAUUUUUUUUCCUGAAACUGAAAAAUAAAAUGUUAAAUAACCUCAA